Molecule: messenger RNA, 1481 nt
Organism: Kogia breviceps (pygmy sperm whale)
Lineage: Eukaryota; Metazoa; Chordata; Mammalia; Artiodactyla; Physeteridae
Source: RefSeq, a predicted model, not a curated record
UUCCGGUCACUCGGUGUAAGUCAUCAGGAGGCGGAAGCGCAGCGGGGGCGGGAAGGUGGUAGAACGCCGCAUUGAGUUCGGUUUGCCGGUCUUUUAAGUGGUCGCGCCCCGCUGGAGAACGUGACCAGAAGGCGAGGCGGCCCCGGGCUCUCCAGCCUCGCGGUGAUUGUAAAGUGCAGACCACUUGCCACAGAACAUAGUUGAAACAGAAAAUAGGAAGAUGGCAGCAAACCCUUCAGGACAAGGUUUUCAAAACAAAAAUAGAGUUGCAAUCUUGGCAGAACUGGACAAAGAAAAAAGAAAAUUACUAAUGCAGAACCAAUCUUCAACAAAUCAUCCUGGAGCUAGCAUUGCGCUCUCGAGACCGUCUCUUAACAAGGACUUCCGGGACCACGCUGAGCAGCAGCAUAUUGCAGCCCAGCAGAAGGCGGCUUUGCAGUGGAGCAAUAUCAAUAAAAACGUUCCACACGUAAUUGCAGUUGUUUGCUGACGUUCGGUCAUGCCCAGAGGAUUUGAAGGACCAGAUACGGCAGUAAUGAAAGUAUCUUUCAUGGUGUUGACGUGGUCAUGACUGAUUCUGUGCCACACCUGGCAAGGGACUGCUGCACACAGAAGAGUUUAGGGUAUCUGGAUGGACAGGAUGAUCUUGAAAAGCUGAACUGGCUAGUUUAAUAGUACAUAUCUAUUUUUUCAAAUUUGUUGUGCCAUUAUGUCCUUUGAUAGCCUUACCGGUUUAUUAUUGUUGUUUGGAUUCUUUUUUUAAUGGUCAGCAUGUCUGUUGUGCAGGAAAUGUUUAGAGACUAUAGGAAUGAGAUAAUCUAUCAGUUAAAAAAAUUGUUCUUAUUAUGAUAAACAAUUUUAGUAUUUCAUUGAUCUUGAAUAAUUUAACUAAGAUUCCUAGAAACCUUGCACUAGACAUCGUUACCUAUGCUUUUAAACCUUAGAAUCUCAGAAUUGGAAGGGAUAUUAAAGAUCAUCUCACUUUAGACAACCUAUGAACAGUCCUUUGUUUAGUGACAAGGGAAAUCACUGGUGGUUUUCUGUUAUUUAUAUGCCAACUUUCUCUACAAAAUGUUGGUAUCUUAAUCACCAGUAAUCAGCUGUCUUUCCCCUUCUCCUUCCAACUACUGCCCUUCUUUUUCACUCUCCUGCUUUACUGACCAAGAGUAGCAUACUUUGGGACCUUUGUUGCUAGUUUUCCUCCCCACUCCAAGGAACAAAGUAGUUCAUGUCUUCGACUCAAUUAUUGACUGAAGAGAAUCACAGGGGAGAGAAUGGGGAUGAUAAAUUAGUAGCUGGUGCAAAUUGUUAAUAUGAAUUCUUUAUUAUUGUCCAUCUCCUGUGUAUUUAAACAAAAUUAACAGCAUAAGAACUGACUUUUAAAACAAAUUUGGUCUCAAGCACCCAGAAAGGAUAAGUAAUUUUAAUGCCUUGGUUGAAGAACUGUGACUCUUAAUAGCUGAAUUGCCUUUUUUUCUUUU